Molecule: messenger RNA, 4316 nt
Organism: Scleropages formosus (Asian bonytongue)
Lineage: Eukaryota; Metazoa; Chordata; Actinopteri; Osteoglossiformes; Osteoglossidae
Gene: gmfb
Product: glia maturation factor, beta
Exons: 7
Coding region: 211-639 (142 amino acids)
Biological process (GO): negative regulation of Arp2/3 complex-mediated actin nucleation; actin filament debranching
Cellular component (GO): cortical actin cytoskeleton
Molecular function (GO): Arp2/3 complex binding; actin binding
Source: RefSeq, a predicted model, not a curated record
CGGAGUUCCCGCACAAUCCCGAAGCGCGACUCGCGCAGGAAAAUCCUGCGUCCGACCGCCUGACUGCUGCGGCGCACCGAGCCGAGCCACUGUUUCCAGGGGACGUGGAGCUUCGCUCACCUCUGAUUGGCCAGAUAAGAGUCACGAGACAAAGGGGAAAAAUCUCCACGAUUCGGGGUCUAGACAAUCUGAGUCUGCGCUUCAGGGAAAAUGAGUGAAUCAUUGGUUGUGUGUGAUGUUGAUGGAGAUUUGGUUAAAAAGUUACGGGAGUUUCGAUUCCGCAAAGAAACCAACAAUGCUGCAAUCAUCAUGAAAAUUGACAAGGACAGACAGCUUGUCAUCCUUGAUGAGGAACAUGAGGAUAUUUCUCCUGAUGACUUAAAGGAUGAACUGCCUGAAAGACAGCCAAGAUUUGUGGUCUACAGUUACAAGUACCAGCAUGAUGAUGGACGAGUUUCCUACCCUCUCUGCUUCAUAUUUUCCAGUCCUGUUGGAUGCAAACCUGAGCAACAGAUGAUGUAUGCUGGUAGCAAAAAUAAGCUAGUCCAAACAGUAGAGCUGACCAAGGUAUUUGAAAUUCGCAACACAGAGGACUUGACAGAGGAAUGGUUGCGGGAGAAGCUAGGAUUCUUCCGUUAGGGACAUCUCACCUGGCAGAGUGGAAAUGUCAGGGAGUUGUCCAAGACAUCAUGUGUUCUUACUGAUGUGGGGAACCAUGUAUGACUUCAUCAGUCUUUCAGUGACCACAGUUCUCAAGUCUCCUUAUGCUAGGUUUCCAGAAAUUGAAUUUGCACUCCCUCACUGCCUUGAGGAAAAUUUUUUUUGAAACUUGACAAUUCCUCCUCCCCAUUUUAAAGAGCACAUUUCCCAGCUUUUCUUCAAAUUUAGGUAUUUUCUUUGGAAUCCCAAGGUAAAACACAUUCCAAAUUAUUCCCAAUAAAACACUGCCAGUUUCCAGUGAUUGGGUAUGAGUAAACAAAUCUUCAGUUUGUGUGUUUACCUCAUCUUAGCUUUUGUGUAUUGAAAUUGUACACUAGUCACCUUCUUGAGGUUCUGUCCCUUUAUUCACUCCCUAGUUGCUCUCCAGCAAUCUGAACCUAGAUUUUUGUGACUUUUGCUUUGUUAUUUUAUACAUUCUGUUUCAAUCUUUACUAAUACAAUUUGUUGUAAAGCUCAAAACUCUAUAUAGUAAGUUGAGUUCAGUAAAUAAUUUACAUUCCUUUGACAAAUUUUUAUUCAUUUCUCUGAUGUCAUGUUUUUAUAUUUGUGUGCUUGUUUUUUCUUUUUUGUGUGUUCUGAUAACUAUUAAUUCCUCAUGGUUACUUAAAAUACAUUUGGGUGACUUCCUACAACAAGAAGGGACUGCCUUAUGGCUAGUUGGAAAUUACAACUGAACAAAAAAAGUUUCUAUGAAGGGACCAAAAGCUCUGUAAAUUGAUAUUCUUAAAAUUAUAUUUUUACUUACCUGGCUUCUCUGAAUCUAUAAAGGAAAUUUCUGAAUUGAAACCAUAAAUAUCUACUUAGUUUAUCCUUUAAACAUUAAAACUGCAGAAGUAUAGAAUUGCCAGGUAAAUGGAAUUAUAAAUGAACAAUCAUUUUUUACACUGAGACCUCAAAUUACUUUGGCCAGUUUUCAGUUAGGUAUUUGGAUUUCUCCUUUGCAGGCAAAUAUUUUCAACACAUUUUUGCAUAAAACUAACACAACCAAAAACAUUAAUUUGGUACAACAGAGAAUAUUCAAGCAAUUCAUAAAUUGAUAUUAAUCUAUAUUACUCUUUGAAGUCUAACUACUGAAAUCCAUCUAAUUUUAUAGUAUAGCUUUACUUACUAGAAUUCUUCAGUUUAAUCUAAUUUACAUUUAUAGCCAAGCCAUUGUGUUUUAUUUCUUUUGUGGUAUAUGAUUUGGACUUUCACAAUAAAUUACUACAUGGUUAAACCUGUUACAUAACUGCAAGAGUUUCUUCCUCUUUUUGCUAAUACAUAUUUAAUCAAAGUAUACAUAAGAGGGCAUUGAGUUAUGAGGAACUGAUCAUACUUGAAUUGGAGUCUAAAUUACUGGAUUCAGAUGUUAAUACUUGAUUAGUAAAUGUUAUUUGUAUUCAUAUAAGAUCAUCUGGAAACUGGAAAAUUGGUUUAUUUGAACAAGUUGUGCCUAUUUGACAAAUCAGUGUGAUCAAAUUUUAAGGUUAAACUUGUGUGUAUUAUUUUGAAUAGUGAGCUAUUCAUUGGUCAUUAAAAAUCAUAAGCAUAAUCUUUGCGUAAUGUCUGUGAUUGCCUGGCAUUUUGUUUGUAUUGCUGUACAUAUUGGGAUAACAGGGCACUGAAUAACAUUUUACUGCUUCUAAUAUAGUGGGACCAAAUUAACCACUGAGGAAUGUUUAAAGUGGAGGACAUUUUAACAAUUCCAUACUAUAAGUAUGAAAGAUGCAAUGUUAUUUUUAAUGUAAGCAUCCAAACCUUGUUUGCUGUAGCUUUGCAUAUUUGUGUUGUAGAAUUGCUUUGCUCAUGAGUAAAAAUAUGACAUUUCAAGCUUUGUUUUCGUAUUGUAGCCUUCAGAACAUACUAGGGUUUUGUUGUUUUAAAAUAGUACUUCAAACACAUACAUCUUGGCAGAGCAUUGUAUAGAGUACAGCCAAAUGCUCUGCAUUGGCUGUAGCUGCAGGACUAACUUUAAUACCUAUGUAUGUAAUUGUAUUUUCUUUAUAGUCCUUUUAUUGGAACACAUAUGGGAAAGUUAUUGGUGUACUACUGAUAUAAAAGAAUGUCAUGCAAAUUACAUUGUAAAGUCCAACAACCUUUGUCCAAAAAUGCUGCGUUGUUAAUUGGAUAAAUGCAUAUAGUACAUUAUUGCUUAAUUGUCUAUGAAGGCUUUGUAUGUAUCCUAUGGUUACAUUUUUGUUCCUUUUCAUGUACCAGACAAUUUGUACCAAAUUAUAUAUAAAUGGAAUUAUUCUGUUUUAAUCUGGUGAAAACUAAAAUUUUGAUGGGCUCUUUUUCGCUCUUUUAUAAGGUUAACUUGAUGUGAGUAUACAGUUUAUGUCUUUUAGAGUUUAUUGACAUUGGAAGAUGUUUUCUAAAUUGCACAAAAAUAUAAUAUACUGUAGCGGCUCAUUUAGGUGUUUCCCUUCUUUUCCAAAAAAUCCAAGAGUAAAAAUUGGCAUCCCCUUAAAAAUUCCUGGGGUCUUUUAAAUUUGUAAGGCAUAUAAAAAAUAUAUAUUUUUUUGAAGAUGACAUUCACUCAAUACUAUUUCAGAUACAUGUAAACCAUUUGAAAAUAUGUUUAUGGAAUAUAUAAGUGACAUAUAUCAUAGCCAUUAACUCUGUUUUUACUCUGCCAAUUCAUGCUCAGAUUUCCAUGAAGAAUCUGUGAAGCAUUUUAUGUGAGACCCUUAAGUGGUUCAGAAUGCUUUAUUUGUUAGAGACUAACAUCUAAAAGACCUAUUUUCUCUUUACAUUACUUUGUAUGCCUGAUUAUGUAUGACAUAAUUCUGCUGAAAAGGGUAAAUGUGCUUCAUUCAUUGCAUGUUUCCUUUGUAUACAAUAAAUGCAUCUUGACUUCCAAAUAAAAAUUCCCAACAACUUUUGUUUGUAUUGAUGCAAGCAAUAAAUUGCAAAAAUAUGCAGGGUGUUUAAAAUCAGUGUGCACCUUGUAAAUGCUUCUGAGGUGCACAGGGUGAUGAUAAGCACUCUAUUCAUGAGCAUUUUUAGAAUUUCUUAUUUCUUGAAAAUCCUGCCAGUGUUCUGAUUGUAGGAUUUAUCAAUGGACUAACAACGAGUAAUUAUACUUUUAAUUUUCCUUUGGCCGUGCUUAUCGUGAACCUAAAAUUUGAAAAUUGUGGCUUAUUAAAUAAAAAGUGAGUACUAUAGCUGGCACACGCAAUAAGUUCUAAGACUGGCUACCAUGAUGCUGCUGUGUCUUAAGCACUGAUGACUUAAAAGCAUGGAACUGGCACAUGGUUUCCAGUUUUAGAUCUUACUGACUUUAUUGUGUAAUUUUGAUUUCCAGUAGGAAACGGAUUUAAAAAAGAAAAAAAGUUUUCCAGUUUACACAUUCAAUGUACAGUUUAACUGAACAGUUUUAAUUUCAUUGUGGUGAACUAUAGUAAUUGAUGGCCUACAAGUGUCUUUGAAACAUCGUUUCCAACAUUACCAGUUUGUAUUGAUUCUGAAAUCAAAUGCUUUAUUCUUUGUGAAAAUCCAUCAUUGGAUGUUUUCCUUCUGCCCAGUGAAAGUCUGUGAAAUGUAUGUAUUUUUCAAUGUACUACUUUGUGUUAUCAAAUGUGAGAAUUCUAAUGAAACCUCAAUAAAGUGUAUAU